Fusarium coffeatum is the source of this 873-nucleotide messenger RNA. RefSeq lists its product as uncharacterized. NCBI's taxonomy places the organism in Eukaryota, Fungi, Ascomycota, Sordariomycetes, Hypocreales, Nectriaceae. The coding region runs from base 1 to 873 and encodes 290 amino acids. Gene Ontology annotation, biological process: dephosphorylation. The record is from RefSeq and is a predicted model, not a curated record. Gene Ontology annotation, molecular function: phosphoprotein phosphatase activity. The transcript has 6 exons.
AUGACCUCCCACGUUGGUCUUCAAAACGUCCUCAAUUUUCGUGAUGUUGGCAAGACAGUCAAUGACUUCUUGGGUACAAGACGAAUCCGUGAGGGCCUGUUCUACCGUUCCGCGAGACCAGACGAUGCCACUCUUCCAGACAGAGAGCUUAUCAGAAACGAUCUUGGCGUCAAGACAGUCAUUGACCUGAGAACCAAAACUGAGCAUCUUAAUCAAGCCAAGAGACGAAAAGAGCAAUCCAGUAUUCCUGCGCUUGUCCAAUCUAACGAAGCUCUUGCUGAGCCACUUCAAAUCUCUGGCCUCAACUAUCGCGAAGUUAAGAUCACCGGUCGUCCAUUCGAGUUGUUUCUACUAAGCCAGCUAUCAUGGUGGGAUUUCUUUCGUGUUGUCUUCCUCUUUGUAUGUGGCUAUCGCACUGAAGCUAUCAACAUCAUUGGAGAGAAGGUCAUGAUCCCCCGUGGGCUUGUAGGACUAGGCCUCGAUACGCUCGAUCAGUCCACGAGAGAGAUCCACGAGGCUCUAUCACUCUACGCUGACCAGUCAGCUCUCCCUUCAAUUGUCCAUUGCACUCAAGGCAAAGACCGAACAGGCCUCAUUUGUGCGCUGGUGCUUAUGAUUCUGGACGUGCCCAUCUCCGCCAUCGAGCAUGACUAUAGUCUCAGUGACGAAGCACUUGUUCCUGAAAGAGAACAACGUCUUAUCGAGAUUCGGGAAAUCGGAUUAACGGAUGAAUGGCUCUACACCGCGGAUGACAUGAUCAUCGGCCUCCAAAAACACCUUGAGAACAAGUAUGGUGGCCUCAAUGCGUAUCUGGACGGCAUUGGGUUUGGUGCUGAUGAGCGAGCCAAGCUGCGAGAGGCUUUGCUAUACUGA